Messenger RNA from Indicator indicator, 1102 nucleotides. RefSeq names its product ST3 beta-galactoside alpha-2,3-sialyltransferase 2 (gene ST3GAL2). The record is from RefSeq and is a predicted model, not a curated record. Bases 1 to 1047 code for a protein of 348 amino acids. Gene Ontology annotation, molecular function: beta-galactoside (CMP) alpha-2,3-sialyltransferase activity. NCBI's taxonomy places the organism in Eukaryota, Metazoa, Chordata, Aves, Piciformes, Indicatoridae. The transcript has 6 exons.
AUGAAGUGCUCUUUGCGCUUCUGCUUCCUCUCCACCGCCUUCCUGCUGGUCUUCGUCAUGUCCCUCCUCUUCACCUACUCCCACCACAGCAUCGCCUACCUGGACCCCGGCGGGCUGGGUGGCAUCCACCGGGUGAAGCUGGUGCCCGGCUACGCCGGCAUGCAGCGGCUCAGCAAGGGGGGGCCCUACCCGCGGGGCUGCUCCUGCCGCCGCUGCCCGCCCGAGGAGGCGGCGGCCGCCGACUGGUUUGACAGCCGCUACGACGGCACCAUCUCCCCGGUGUGGACGAAGGACAACAUGGACCUACCACCGGACGUCCAGAGGUGGUGGAUGAUGCUGCAGCCCCAGUUCAAGUCUCACAACACUCACGAGGUCCUCAGCAAGCUCUUCCAGAUCGUGCCGGGCGAGGACCCCUACCGCUCCCGGGACCCGCGCCGCUGCCGCCGCUGCGCCGUGGUCGGCAACUCGGGCAACCUGCGCGGCUCCGCUUACGGGCCCGAGAUCGAUGGGCACGACUUCGUCAUGAGGAUGAACCAGGCCCCCACGGUGGGUUUCGAGGGCGACGUGGGCAGUCGGACCACACACCACUUCAUGUACCCCGAGAGUGCCAAGAACCUGCCUGCCAACGUCAGCUUCGUGCUGGUGCCCUUCAAGACCCUGGACCUGCUCUGGAUCGCCAGCGCCCUCUCCACCGGCCAGAUCAGGUUCACGUAUGCACCUGUGAAGCCUUUUCUCAGGGUGGACAAAGAAAAGGUGCAGAUCUACAACCCUGCCUUCUUCAAGUACAUCCACGACCGCUGGACGGAGCACCACGGGCGCUACCCCUCCACUGGCAUGCUGGUGCUCUUCUUUGCCCUCCACGUCUGUGAUGAGGUGAACGUGUUUGGGUUCGGCGCAGACGGCCGCGGCAACUGGCACCACUACUGGGAGAACAAUCGCUACGCCGGCGAGUUCCGCAAGACCGGUGUGCACGACGCCGACUUCGAGGCCCACAUCAUCGACAUGCUGGCCAAAACCAGCAAGAUCCAGGUCUACAGGGGCAACUGAUGAAGGCUGCACCUCCUCAUCCUCCUCCCUCCUCCCCCUCCUCUUCAGCAUCUGG